CCUUUCCGCAUCUCUCUCUCCUAUAUCUUCCUUAAAGUCGGGAACAGUUGAGAGAGAGAGAGAGAGAGAGAGAGUUAGGUUUCUUUUCUAUUCUUUUUUUUUUCUUGACAGGUUCCGAGGAGGCUUGCCUGCUUCACCGUUGGAACGACAAGCAAAGUGUUUGGCACAGAGGUGUUGGAGUUUGGAAUCAAUAAAUUUGAACUUAACAAGUUGAUUUGUGGAAAGUGAUGGAGGUAUAUGGCAAAACUAUGGUGGCUGGACCCACAAAAGUUAUUUUUCUGUCAACCAUGCUAGGCCGAGACGGGCCAGUAUCAGUCCACAAAUGUGACUGGAAAUGUGAAAAUGAACAUGUUUUUGGAAAUAUGUACCGGUGCAAACUAACAGGACUGACUCACAUAUGUGACAAAAACUGUAACCAGAGAAUUUUGUAUGAUAAUCAUAGCUCCCUUUGCAGAGCAAGUGGGCAAAUUUUCCCCCUUACACCCAUGGAGCAACAGGCAGUUAGAGGCAUCCGGAGGAAGCCUGAGGAGGAGAAUUCCCCCAGUGAUAGCUGUGCUUUUAAGCGUAGACGGGAUGCACAGUUCCAUCCUUCUCCUUUUGAGAAGUCCUUCUCUGCUGUCAGUCCAAUCUGCAGCCAUGUUGGAGAUGGCAUGGAUAUGAGCUAGAUUUAUAAUAUAACUGACAAGACUUCUAUCAUUUUGCUUAAUCAUGUUCCUUCAAAUUGUUUCUUCUCUUUUCAUGAGACAGUUAUGGAUAAUAGAAUCUAAUUUGCGUAGCUCAAUGAUGGAUCAGAUGUGUCCUACGGAACGUUAUAUAUAUCUUGUCUGAUUUAAUGCAAUUUAGCUCUUCCAGUACUUUCACUAUUGAAUGGGGAUGUCAAACAGCCUCUGUUCUCUUGUUUAACUUAAAAUGAAUUUUGUUUCUUUUUCUGCUGGUCUGAGAUUUAAACUAUAAUGGCUAGAGGCAGCUUUCAGGUCUUUUGUGACACUUGAAUCAUGGUUUUGCUUUGAAAUUGCUGUGAUGAUUCUUGUGGUGUACUUAUAUUUGACUUUUUUCCUACCUUUCUAUGAUUACUUUUUAUCGUCUUUUAGUAAAUUGUAUGGUAGAAACUUAAUUUGUAUUCAGAUGUAUUAUAUUUAGCUAUGAGAUUAACUUUAUAUUGACGCUUUGAUAUUAAUAAUUCUCUAUAGAUGGUAGAUCCAUCUACAAAGUUUUCUCAAAUUCUGUAUUCUAAUGGAAUGCUUUUAUUAUUUACAGAAAUCUUAUAUGUUGCCUUACUUUGCCUACCUUUGCAGGUUGAAAAGGAAUGAUCUGGUUUAUA
This is a messenger RNA of Juglans microcarpa x Juglans regia, 1321 nucleotides long. RefSeq lists its product as uncharacterized. The record is from RefSeq and is a predicted model, not a curated record. Bases 228 to 665 code for a protein of 145 amino acids. Lineage: Eukaryota; Viridiplantae; Streptophyta; Magnoliopsida; Fagales; Juglandaceae. The transcript is spliced from 2 exons.